AUGAAAAUAAGUCUAAGUGUGGAGGAGAGGGACCGGGUAAAGAGGCCGACCUCCGGGGAAGCCCUCUACCCUCUCCCCACAGCGAGGGACUGUUCUCCAAGUACCAGUGCUGGGCUGGGUGAAAAUAAGCCAAAGUGUGGAGGAGAGGGACUGGGUAAAAAGGCCGACCUCCGGGGAAGCCCUCUCCCCGCAGCGAGGGACCGCUCUCCAAGUACACUGGGAGGUCCGCUUCAGCGCGCGACAUGGUCGGAAGGAAUCAAUCCGGUUAAGACUAAUGAGAAUGAAGCUUCGCUGCCUGCAUUCUACCACCUGCCCAUGUUUCAGCAUGCACCACAGCCACUUGUAGCAAAAGAACUGCUUCUGCCGGUUCCUCAUAAGAGACCGCUUCCAGCCGGACUGACCGAGCUGCUGUUACCGCCUACGAGGCAACACCAGAGUGUUCAAGAGAUGGGUGCACGCGCUGUGGAAGUCUGGUGCGGUAUCGAUCACAUCUCAGUGCGCGUGGACCGCUUCCAGCUGCGCGGUUGGACCGUUCCAUCCCUGUUCCGACUGGGUUCGUGUGAAGCCACCAAGAUCAGCCCCCGCUUCCUCUACUUCCACUCCAGACUGACGGAGUGCAGCGGAGAGUCUCAGGUAGUUGGUGGUCAGCUGGUGUAUACCUAUUGGCUUUGUUACACUCCACCUCCACAGGGCUACGUCAUCAGAGUUGUGCCACUCAGCCUUCCCAUCCACUGCCAUUACAACAGGUUUCAUUACUCUUACCAAGUGGGCUACAGACCUCAAGUUCAGCACACAACCUUUGUGAAGAGUGUCAGGAGUAAACUCGGCUACAGCCUCACUGUCUGCAAUGCCCAGGGGGAGCCUGUCCCUCCAGGCCACUGGUUCAUUUUGGGGGAGCCAGUGUAUUUUGUGGCCCAAGCGGGAGUUCUAUUGACUGGGGAAAGACUUUAUGUGGACUCGUGCUAUGCCACAAGCUCCAAAGACCCAAACAGCAUGCCCAAAGUGGAUAUCAUUACUAACUAUGGCUGCAUGACAGACAGCAGGAGGGAGGGCAGCAGCUCCCACUUCCUGGUAGGAGGGGGCAGUGGGCUGAAGUUCUCUGUGGAUACAUUUCUCUUCAGAGCAGCCUCACAAGUGCUGUACCUCCACUGUUCACUGUCAGUCAGUCUCACCCCUUCCUAUGUCUCAAAGUCCUGUAACUACAACAAGGCUGCUGGCAGGUGGGAGGAGCUGGAAGGCCCACCUUCAGUAUGCUCCUGCUGUGAUUCCAUGUGCACUGAUAAACAGCACUCUAUCAAGGACACAGUCAGCAGUCCAGUCUGGCGCAUUGGACAGAGGGGUGAAUACCAACCAAGGAUGAGGGCAACAUCUUUUCAAGAUGAUGAGGAAAGAGAAUUGGUGGAUCAAAAAGAGAAGGUGGAAGAAAGAAUGGAUGAACACCAUAAAAAAGUCAAGACUUUUCCAUUGGAGACAGAGAUGAGUCAUGAGGAGAAGGAUGAAGAAGCCAUUCCUAAGGAGACUACUGAUGAAAAAGAAUGGAGGCAUAAUGCUUCAUUCACCCAGCAGGGCAAGAGAGAAAAGGAGGAGAGUAAGAUGGAAAGUGUAGAUAUGGAAAAGGCAGGCACCCAGCCAGAAGAAUUAGCAACAGAUGGCAUGAUUAUGUCGGACCAGACUAGAGCAGAGGAGGCCUGGGAGGUCACUAAUACCAACAAAGGUUCUGUGAGUGGUUCAUUCAGUGACAACAGUAGCACUAAUGCUUCAAGAGGUAGUUCUGGUACAACCACUUUUACUACAAGCAAUUUCAGUUUUGGUAUUGAUUAUGAUAAAACAAGUAAUUAUGGUUCUGCUGAGAAUGUUAUCACAUCUGUUACUCCUGUCUUUCAGCUUUGUCCUAAUAGUGAUCAAAUGAAUUGUAGUGCCACCAAUAAUAGUGCAGGACAAGGUGCCACCUAUACUGUUAUUGGUGCAGAGAGCUUUACCUCCAGUAAUGUAAGAGUUACAUCUGGUACAAGUAGAUUUGGUUCUAGGAAUUCAAGAGUCCAUGAGGGUUUGCUUGGCAGUAAAUUUGAGACAAUGGCUGGGACACAUUCUGCCACCAGUGACUAUGAAAUUGACCCCCCAGGUUUUCUUGAUGUCAGCAGGCCAGAGUCAGAAAAGUUGGGCACUUUCCUGUGGUCAGACCAGUUCAAGUCUGUCAGUAACUCAGUUGACACCAAGUCUGAUGAGAUCCAAGAGCUAGCAGGUGAUUCUGUUGACAAUAAAGGACCACAUGCAGAUGAUAUAAUACUUCACAGUCUUCAGAUCAGAGGGUUAGAGUCAGAGCAGUUCGAUCAUCCAGAUGGGUUCAGGGACGCAGUCUUUGUAAACCGGUUACUUGGUGAUUCUGAUUUUGAUUCUGGAAUUGAAGAAGGUGAAGCUUUUCAUCUGAGUCAGUUUACUGGAGCAGUGAAGACACAAGAAUUUUCUGAUACCAUUAGCAGACCACACGAUGUCAGUUCUGGCUCUGUUAGUUCAGAGGAAAUGCAUCUAGACCACCCCAGGCACUCUGCAUUUGUUACAGUUACUACUAUGCUGCAAGGCUCUGAGAGCAGGCAGUGGGCUGAGGUAGUAUCAGGAUGGGGCAUGCAGAGUUUAGGGUUUGUGGUGGAGCAGCCAAUGGAGGAAUUGAGAGAUAAAGUGAUGGAAGACUUCUAUUAAGAUUAGUGGAUUCGUUCUCUGAGGUGGUUUCCACAAAUCCCCAAAAUACUGCUGUGCAGUCUAAUCCAUUUCAGCAGACCACCAAACAAUUCUAUCUUCAAGUUUUUUUACAUUCAGUUUUUGACCGGUCACUGCUGUUAACAUGGGAGUGGACAAUAUAUGAGAAACACGUUUCACUAUAAUGCAGUUUAGCAUAAUAUUAAUACAGCCUCUAAACUGACAGUUUAACACACGUCUGAAUCAGUCUCAACAAAACAGUAAAGGAUAACGUGCUGAGCUGUUGUAUUGGAUUAUACUGGGUCGUACAGAUGUUUAAUUAUUGAUAUAUUUAAUAUAGGUGAGUGGCUGAAAGAGAGCUUUGCAGGAGAGAAGAGUGAGGUCAAAGAGUAGUUGAAGGUCAUAGUAGGGUCAUGACCUGAAUCCACAUAUGAAGCUUCAGCAGGAGGAAAUUAGAUAGCUCCUGAUUAUCAGUCAGUGUCAUCUGGUUUUUAUCACAAUUGAUGAAAACAUAACAUCCAUUUCUUUCAAAUGCUGGAACUUUCCUUGGUUUUGGGAACCACGAGAGAUAUAGGAACCUUUCUAUUAAUCUUAUGUACCAUGGACAGCUUAGAGCAGUGUAACUCCCAAAUUGCUCACAUGGAACAUGGAGUACUUGAACUAAAAACCUGGACCAGGGGCAAACUUCCAGGCAAACCUCACUGGUUCUGGAGCAUAAUAAAUAGUUGCAGAAUCUGGUGUUCAGUUGGCUGUAAACAUGGUGAUGAAUAAUAAAAUUCUUUAACCAAGCCCUUACCUACCCUUGCCUUGUUUUCAUUAACAUAGGUUGCGUGGAAAUCUAGGGUGUACACCCACCUCUCCGCCAGUGCGCACUGCAAGGCUCUAACCCUAAAACCUCCCCUCAAUGGGUCUCAUUCAUGAAACGUGAGCAGAAGGAAUUUGUGUGUAAACUGUUCGCAGACGGAAAUUUACGUGCAUGUCCGCAUUCAUCAAUAUUUUAGUAGCUCUGAUCUUUUCGUAGCUACUAACAAAAUCUACUCCUGCUCCUGACCACUCGUAGUGCUUGUGCAAAUUUAGUAAAGCACAUAAAUAUUGCUUGCCACUACUGGAAAUUACAAUUUUAACUCGUAUUGCUCUCUGUUAUGUACACAAUACACCGAUGCCUUUGAAACACGUAAUCUAAACAUGACAAAAAUAUUAAAAAUACAACACAUUUAGUUAAAUUAGUUAGCAGUUAGCAGGUUUAAGAUCCAGAUUAGGUUCAUGAUUGUGAAUUAUCUAUGUAAAUCGACUCAAUAGAUUACACGUUCUUUCUACAUGUUGAAUGAUGAUAAUAAAAAUAUCCGUAAGGACUGCCGGGUCACAGCCUCUUCGGCCUUGGUGCCUGGGUUCAGCAGGGGCAGCAGGGGCAGCAGGUGGUGGGGCCACGAAGGAGCACGCGCCAGCUGAAAGAUUUUUUUUUCUUUUUUUUUUUUUGGCUUUUUGAUCAUUUGAAUGAAUAGAUCUGAUUUGAAAACUGUUUAAUUUACAUUGUAUUAAACAGAGCUUUAGGCUAUUAAGAUUCAAAUAAUUUGAAGACGAUGCAUACAAAACUGCUAGGCUAUAUGUUAUCCGUAUCAUUUGUUAAAAUAAAUGUUAAAUAGCUCUACAUUCCGACAGCCAUCACUGAUUUAGAGUUUAUCCAUUAUGCACAAAACAUCUCUGGUUUCCCGUUCCCACUUCAUUCAAAACCCCACAAAUGAAUCUUCUGUUUGUUUGGUGACCACUUUUUUGUGUGCUUAUGCGUUUCUUUGCCUCCAGUUUCAUAUCAAACCAUUUACGCUUCACCUCUGACAUGGUUCUUUGUACGAAGACAACAUUAACAGCAUAUGUUACCUCCCUCCAGGCCUUCGCUUUGCCUGUCCCUGUCACACCACUACUAACUGAAGAAAAUAAAAUGUUUUUUCUUAAGUCCACUUCACCCAAAAUUAUUUCAGUCUCCGCUUCGGAAAAAUUAUUUUUUCUUUCUCUCUCUUUCUUCCUUUGCGCCAUGACUGACAGGUGACUGGAUGCACCUACACCUCUUUAUAUGGUGGUCAUUGGCUAUUCAUGGGCGGGGAUUUAUGCUAAUUGCUGAUUACCGGGAGCACACUUUCACUUUACGAUGGAUUGGCAUUCAUGAUCAUACACACGUGUUUACGAUCAAAUCUGAGUUUCCCGCAGCGUUCCUGAAUCCGGAGUAGGUUUUUAGUAGAGUAGGCUUUUAUGUGCAAAUCUACACACAGAUUUACUCACUUUUCAUGAAUGAGACCCAUUCAUGUCCUUUUACUGCAUAUUGCUAACAAAGCUUAACUGCAUGUCACGAACUUGGCAUCUUCCCCGGAGCCUUUGUGCUCCACUGUCUUGUAUCUCCGCUAUACCUGGAUCGUGUGUCGUGGUUACGCUGCUGCCGUGGUCCUGCCUGGUGCCUCCUACUACUGUUACUAUUAUUAGUCAUACUACCGCUAUUAUUAUACUCAUAGGAUUGAUCGCCACAUACAUAUACUAUCAUAUAUUAAUAUAUACUUAUAACAUAUACGCUACCAAAAACUAUAAUUAAUAUAUUACUGCUGAAAUGUUAUUGUAGCUAUUGUCAUUACUGUUUGCCAUGCAUCUCUCUCUGUCUUACUUUCUCUUAAUAUAUCAUUUUGUUAUGUGGAUUACUGUAAAUGUAUUAUGUUGAUCUAUUUUGUACACACAACAUCUAUUGCAUGUCUGUUCGUCCUGGAAGAGGGAUCCUUCCUCAGUUGCCCUUCCUUAGGUUUCUACCUUUAUUUUUUCCCGUGAAAGGGGAUUGUUUGGGGAGUUUUUCCUUGU
This is a messenger RNA of Epinephelus fuscoguttatus (brown-marbled grouper), 5529 nucleotides long. RefSeq lists its product as uncharacterized. The record is from RefSeq and is a predicted model, not a curated record. Gene Ontology annotation, biological process: positive regulation of acrosome reaction; egg coat formation; binding of sperm to zona pellucida. Bases 1 to 2697 code for a protein of 898 amino acids. Lineage: Eukaryota; Metazoa; Chordata; Actinopteri; Perciformes; Serranidae. The transcript has 9 exons. Gene Ontology annotation, molecular function: acrosin binding. Gene Ontology annotation, cellular component: extracellular matrix.